CUCUAAAAGCUCACGUGAACCCAUCUCCCUCACCGUCAUUAUCGCACUGCCUCGUCCUUUUUUUCUCCCAUUCACAUGCCCUAGCCGAUCUUCUCCUACGCGGCGGAAACCGACACACGCUUCUACCUCACAAGCAGCACUAACCGACAAUACCCUAACCUUCCCCUCUCCCACACGCGGCUUUCCUUCGUCCUGGACCUCACCACCGGUAACUUCCGAAUCAAGCCAUCUUCCUUCCUCGGCUAAAAGUACCCCUUGAAGGGAGGAGAAAAUCUUGAGUCAGGACGCAGCUUGAAGGUUGUUUUCCUGGAUUCUGAGAGGCAUAGUGCGAGUGCUCUCGUUUCUUCACCAACAAGAGGAGGGAAGACUGCCAUGGAGACCAGAUUGGAUCUGGACGGGAAUACGAUCAAGCCCAUAAAGAUCUGCAUGAUCGGCGCCGGGGGCUUCAUCGGUUCGCAUCUCUGCGAGAAGCUAUUGACGGAGACGCCGCACACGAUUCUGGCAGUUGACGUUUAUAAUGAUAAGAUAAAGCACUUGUUAGAACAACCGUCUAGCUACCAGCCGCAUCACUGGGCUGACCGUAUACAAUUCCAUCGCCUUAACAUAAAAAAUGACCCUAGGCUCGAAUGCCUCAUCAAAUUGUCCGAUCUGACGAUCAACCUUGCGGCCAUUUGCACUCCGGCAGAUUAUAACACCCGUCCGCUUGACACCAUUUACAGCAAUUUUAUCGACGCCCUUCCAGUGGUCCGAUAUUGUUCCGAGAACGGCAAGCGUUUGAUUAGAUUUAUAUAUGCUGAGGGUGCGGAGAAUGGUCUCGAGUUCACUAUUGUGAGACCUUUCAACUGGAUUGGGCCAAGGAUGGACUUUAUUCCUGGCGUUGAUGGUCCCAGUGAGGGUGUGCCCAGAGUUUUGGCAUGCUUCAGCAAUAAUCUUCUUCGUCGUGAGCCUUUGAAGCUUGUUGAUGGCGGGCAAUCUCAACGAACAUUCGUGUACAUCAAAGAUGCUAUUGAAGCUGUUCUUUUGAUGAUUGAGAAUCCUGAUCGAGCAAAUGGCCACACCUUUAAUGUUGGGAAUCCUAACAAUGAAGUCACAGUCAAGCAACUUGCAGAAAUUAUGACACAGGUGUACUCCAAGGUAUCUGGGGAGCCUCCACUUGAGGUUCCAACCAUUGAUGUCAGCUCAGAGGAGUUUUACGGUGAAGGAUAUGAUGAUAGCGACAAAAGGAUUCCGGACAUGACAAUAAUCAAUAGACAAUUGGGUUGGAAUCCGAAGACAUCUCUGCACGACCUGCUGGAUUCGACGAUGACUUACCAGCACAAGACUUACGCAGAAGCCAUUAAGAAGGUAAUGACGAAACCUACUGCAACCACUUAGAAGAUUUACAUGCUAGGCUUGUGUGGCAAAGUCUAAAUGGACGUUUUGGUUGGUGCACCUAUUGAAAUCUUGUGAGCAAACAUAAAUAUUAAUUUCUUUCAAUUAAUUUUCAUUUGUUUACUUUUUUAGUUGUCUUCAUUCGAAUACUAUAUUUUGUAGCUAUAGAAUGGCUUUUUAAAGACAUGGAAAUUAGU
This is a messenger RNA of Phalaenopsis equestris, 1568 nucleotides long. Its product is annotated as UDP-D-apiose/UDP-D-xylose synthase 2-like. Lineage: Eukaryota; Viridiplantae; Streptophyta; Magnoliopsida; Asparagales; Orchidaceae. The record is from RefSeq and is a predicted model, not a curated record. Bases 373 to 1374 code for a protein of 333 amino acids. The transcript is spliced from 8 exons.